Rubroshorea leprosula is the source of this 1035-nucleotide messenger RNA. NCBI's taxonomy places the organism in Eukaryota, Viridiplantae, Streptophyta, Magnoliopsida, Malvales, Dipterocarpaceae. The record is from the annotation of a GenBank genome assembly.
AACCACCUGCUCUACUAGCCAACCAACUUUGGCACAAAUGACAAGGCAUAGUGAAGAAGCUGCUAAGCCUUACAAAGCUCUUACCUGUUUGCAAUUCUCUGUGAGUGAUGAGAUUUUCAAUAGGAUCAUUCAUUGUGAAAUAGUAAAGGAGGCAUGGGACAGGAUUGAAGAAGAGUUUCAUGGAGAUGACAAAGCCAAGCGUAUGCAGGUGGUGAACCAGAUGAGGUUGCUUGGAGAAAAUGUGCUUGACAAAAGGGUUGUGGAAAAGGUCUUAGUGAGUCUUCCUAAAAAAUUUGAGCACAAAAUCUCUUCUCUAGAAGAUUCAAGGGACUUGACCAAGAUUCCCUUAACCGAGCUUAUUAGUUCCCUGCAAGCAGUGGAGCAAAGAAAGGCAUUGAGAGUUGAAAAUGCCAUAGAAGGUGCACUUGUAGCAUUUGAAAUAAGCAAAGCUCAAGUAACGGAAGGUGGAAUGGGUUAUGCGCGUGAGGGAGAAGGAAAAGAGAAGAAAGGGUAUCAAAACCACAAAUAUGAAAACAACAAGGAGAGCUAUGCACCUUGCUCUCAUUGCAAAAAGAAAGGCCAUUCCGAGAAAUAUUGCUGGUUUAGGCCUGGAGUUCAAUGCAGAAAAUUUGUUGAGGAGGAGGAAAAGCAUCUGUUUAUGGCUAUUAAGACUGAAGAGUGUAGCGAUGCCAUCUUGAGCAGUGACUCUUGGUUGAUUGAUAGUGACUGUACAAACCACAUGACCCCAAAUGUAGUUGUAUUCAAAAGCCUUGAUAAAAAAUACAAUUCAAAAGUGAGACUUGCAAAUGGAGAAUUGGUGGAGGUCAAAGGCAAGGAAGUAGCUGCUAUUGAGACACAAACAAGUAUCAAAUACAUUCAUGAUGUGUUGUUUGUGCCUAAUAUUAGCUAUAGCUUGAUUAGUGUGGGUCAUGAUUGAAUAUGAUUAUGUCCUACAUUUUGAUGACAAAGUAUGUGAAAUAAAACAUAAAUUUGGUUCAAAACUAUUCACUGUUAGAAUGAAUGAAAAGAGUUUUU